AUGGGGGCAGGUGCGGGGUGGGGUGGGCUGCGGGCCAAGCCGUGCCCCCCUCAGCCCCUGUGUCCCCACCGUGGUGCCUGGCCUGGGGGAGCCCCUGCCCUGUCCUGGAGGCUGUCCGGCGGGCGCUGGGCUGCUCCGUGCCUCGCUGCACACGCGGAUGCUCCACUUUCGCUGCGUUAUCUCAUCGGCCGGCCCAGCGCGGCACCCACCGAGGGAGUCCCGGUAGCCGCGGGCCUCAAGCGGAGGGGCAGGGAGCGGGGCCUGGGGCCCCGGUGGGGUCAGCCCUGUCUCCCCACAUCCUUUGCUCCGGUGGGGUUCCGCUCACGCUCUCCCGCUCGCUUCCUUAACGUGUCAGUCAAUCCCCGGGGCGGGGGUCCCAGCCCGGCGCGGUGGGCUCCGGAGACCCCCGGUGUGCUGGCCACGCUCGGCCAGGACCCUCCCUGGUGUGCUGGCCAGGCUCGGCCAGGACCCUCCCCGCGGAGCACCACGCCCCGGGUCACCCGUGUCCCCGUUGUCACGCCAACGGCUCGAUGGUGGCGGCAAGCACUCCAGCGGCCGGCUUGGCAACCGGCACGCUCCCAUGGCGACCGCGGGCACGGCACGGCCGGCAGACAUCCGCCGAGGGGCGAGGGCGGCGGGGCAGCGCCGCGAGCCUCCGCGAGGGGAGAGGAUCCACACCGGGCGCCGCCGGGACCGGGGGCCCACGGAGCCGCCGCCAUGAGGCUCUACAGCCUAAGUGUCCUUUACAAAGGUGACCCCAAAGUGCACUUGCUCAAAGCUGCCUACGAUGUGUCCACCUUCAACUUCUUCCAGAGAUCCAGCGUGCAGGAGUUCAUGACGUUCACAAGCCAGCUGAUUGCGGAGCGCUCGGCGCUGGGCAGCAGGGCCUCCGUCAAGGAGCAAGACUACCUGUGCCACGUGUAUGUCCGGAGUGACGGGCUGGCCGGAGUGGUGAUUGCAGACAACGAAUAUCCCCAGCGGGUUUGUUUCACCUUGCUGGACAAGGUGCUGGAUGAGUUCUCCAGGCAGGUCAGCAAGAUGGACUGGCCUUCAGGGUCACCUGCCACCAUCAGCUACUCUGCCUUGGAUGGAUACCUCAGCAAAUACCAGAACCCCCGUGAUGCUGACCCGAUGACCCGAGUGCAGGCAGAGCUGGACGAGACCAAAAUCAUCCUGCACAACACCAUGGAAUCACUCCUGGAGCGUGGGGAGAAGCUGGACGACCUGGUCUCCAAAUCGGAGGUGCUGGGGGCACAAUCCAAAGCCUUCUACAAAACGGCCCGAAAGCAGAAUUCCUGCUGUGAAAUCAUGUGACGUGGAGCCCGGGCUCUCCGCCUCCGGACCACCAGCCCUCCACUCCCCCUCCACACCCACCCCAGGGCUGUUUCUGGGGCUGGGCCAGGGGUCCUCAGCCCCCUGGGCCGAUGUGACUGUUGUCCAGCUUGAGGGGACACCAAGGCUGGCACUGGGCCGGCACCCAGGGGGGUGGUCCGCACUGAAGGCCCCCCCCCCACCCUCGCUGUUCCUGGGACAGCUGGGACCAGGGGGCCCCUGGCCACACACUCCCCUGCCUUCACACUCCCUGGGAAGCCUGGAGGAGCCCCCCACUGCUGUCCGGGGGGCUGAGGGGGCAGGCAGCUUUUAUGUAUUUGUGUCCUAAGGGUGAGCUGCGGGGGUGGGAGAAGGGAAAAAGGUUUCUUGGGUGGGGGGGUGCUCUCUGCCUCCCUGGGCAGCUCCUCCCCCCGCUGGGGAGCCCAGAGCUGUGUCCUGGUGCUGGGGGCGGGGGGGAGCUCACCAGCCUGUCCUGCACCUCAGAGCCCCUCCCCUGCUCCCACCAGCCAGGGUGGGGGGCUCAGCACCUGCCAGGGCCCAGCAGCCCUCACUGCCUCCUCUUCCUCCUCCUCCUCGGGAAGGGAAAAGUGGGCUCGGGCUGUACCUCGGGUUGUUUCCAUGCCCUGGCUGCAGCGGCCAGGGGGAUAAAGUCAUCUUUGGCAGUUGCA
Molecule: messenger RNA, 2000 nt
Organism: Vidua chalybeata
Lineage: Eukaryota; Metazoa; Chordata; Aves; Passeriformes; Viduidae
Gene: YKT6
Product: YKT6 v-SNARE homolog
Exons: 8
Coding region: 1-1314 (437 amino acids)
Biological process (GO): endoplasmic reticulum to Golgi vesicle-mediated transport
Cellular component (GO): Golgi apparatus
Molecular function (GO): SNAP receptor activity
Source: RefSeq, a predicted model, not a curated record